CGCCCUGGUGCCCUCCGCGGCGGCCUGGCGCCCUCGAUGAGGCACUCCUUCGAAGUCGACGAGGAGCGCGGGGGCGCCGCCGGCGGGCGGCGGGGCGGGCCCUCCGUCGGGAGGAGGCUGCGGUGCGCCGCGGCCGCGGCCGCGGCCGUGGCCACGGCCGCGCUAGCGCACGGCCGCCACGCGCGGGCUGGCGCGGAGGCCGGAAGACAGGAAGAGGCGGAGAUGGUGGCGCGCUCCUUGCUCACGGAGCCGCCCUCGUCUUGCCUGGAGAAGGCCCAGAAGGGCACCCUCAUUGGAGCAUUCGAGCCGCAGUGCCAGGAGGACGGGGCGUACGCUGCGUGGCAGUGCCACGGCUCGACCGGCUACUGCUGGUGCAGCAGCGCUUCGGGGCGCCAGGUGCCGGGGACCCUUCGGGGGCCGUCCGAAGGCGGCAGCUUCUCGAAGGAGGAUUGCGUCGCUGUCAGACUGAAGGAGGAGGAGAAGAAGGAGGCAGCGGAGUCGGUGGCGUCGUCACUCAGCGCUUCGGGGCGUCAAUUGGCAGGGACCCUUCGGGGACCGUCCGAAGGCGGCAGUUUCUCGGAAGAGGUCUGCGCGGCCACGAGAAAGCAGGAGGAGGAGAAGAAGGAGGCAGCGGAGUCGGUGGCGUCGUCGCUGUUGACAGAGCCGCCUUUGUCUUGCUCGCAGCUGGCUCAGAAAGCUCGGGAGGGCCACCUCAUCGGAGCCUUCGUG
Messenger RNA from Prorocentrum cordatum, 729 nucleotides. The record is from the annotation of a GenBank genome assembly. Lineage: Eukaryota; Dinophyceae; Prorocentrales; Prorocentraceae.